Molecule: messenger RNA, 801 nt
Organism: Macrosiphum euphorbiae (potato aphid)
Lineage: Eukaryota; Metazoa; Arthropoda; Insecta; Hemiptera; Aphididae
Source: the annotation of a GenBank genome assembly
AUGCCUAUCACACGCACUGCUGUCAACAGCAAGCAAUCGUCACCCAAAGCCUCUACUUCCAAUGAUGAUAUAUUGGCUCUCAUUAAGACUCUUAAGGAAGAAAUUUCCUUUUCCAAUAAGUCGCUCUCAGACUCUUUGUCCAAGAAAUUUAAUGAGCUUAAAUUGGAAUUUCAACGUGUCUCUAAACAAGUAUCUGAACUUAAAACUUCGUAUGCCGCCCUCUACAGUGAAGUUGACGAUCUUAAGGGUAAAGUUGCUAAAUUGGAGUGCAGCAAUCCCUUAGUGAAUUCCCAAUCUAUUGUUUCCCAAGUCCUUCAAGAAAAUUUUGAGCAUGAAAGAUGCCUCCCCAAUUUAAUUGUAUAUGGAGUUCCUGAGUCAAAUUCACCGGAUACUUCUGUAAGGAUUGAUCAUGACAAACUUACCAUUUCUAGUUCUCUUGGUUCACUUGAGAAUGCAGUUCCCGAUAAGUAUAAGCUGAUUCGUCUUGGUAGAUCCCGUGCUGAUUUCACACGUCCAAUAAAAAUUAUUUGUGAAUCUAAGGAUGCCGCCUCAAAUCUAUUUUUUGCAUACAACUCUGCUAAACGUUCUGGAAAGCCUUUUCCUGAAGGUUUUCGAAUGUCCAGGGAUAGAACUACCUUACAGCGAAAGCUCUUACGCACAUGCUAUGAAGACCUUGAAAGGAGAGUCAAAAGUGGCGAAACAGGCCUACGUGUGGUAUUCGUGAACGGGUUCCCUACUGUUGGUUCAGCGCUUUCAAAAAACGGGGAUGGUCGUUUCCUCAGUCAUGCAAGCCAAUCUUAA